CGAACCCUCAUUUCAGGUGAGUCUUCUUCCAUUCUCUCGCCUUUACUGUUCCUUCCGAUCUGCUAUGUUCUUAGAAACAAAACUACACGAUGAUGAUGCCUUCAGGAAUGGCAAACAAGAUUGCAAUGCUGGUUUCAGAAGCGAGGAACAAGAAUGCUGUAAUAAACACAUGUCUUGGAGUGUCUUUUAUUGUUUUGGGGUUAAGAUCUGAUAAGCAGCAAAAAUAUGUUGAGGCCUUACAGGAGCAAAAGGAUUCACUCUUCAAGUCUAACAAGGAAAUGAAAGUCACUAUGUGGCAUUGGAAACAGCAACUCUUUGCUGAUACGUCCACCGUUGUUGUUCCUUUGUCCACGCUUAAAGCCAUCUAUGGCGAAGUCACCACAAACACUCAAUCUGGUGAAACAGUCAAGGAAGAGUCUAGAAUGUCUACUACCUCCAGGAUCAUGGUAUGAGAGGUUCUCAAGUAAAGAUUUAACACUUUUAGUCUCAUUAUUUGUAAUUUUAAACUUGGCUAGCAUUAAAUUGUAUGUAGUUCAUUAUGGACCCAUCGGUCCAAGAUUAGGUCUUGUUUUUUGGAUUAAAGAUUUUCACUUGAUUUUAUAUUUUGUCCAUGUAGUUUCGAAGCAUGUUCC
This is a messenger RNA of Brassica oleracea var. oleracea, 632 nucleotides long. RefSeq lists its product as uncharacterized. Gene Ontology annotation, cellular component: mitochondrion. Bases 90 to 452 code for a protein of 120 amino acids. The record is from RefSeq and is a predicted model, not a curated record. Lineage: Eukaryota; Viridiplantae; Streptophyta; Magnoliopsida; Brassicales; Brassicaceae. The transcript is spliced from 4 exons.